Messenger RNA from Caenorhabditis sp. 36 PRJEB53466, 499 nucleotides. NCBI's taxonomy places the organism in Eukaryota, Metazoa, Nematoda, Chromadorea, Rhabditida, Rhabditidae. The record is from the annotation of a GenBank genome assembly.
AUGCAUAAAAUCAACAAAAUACAAGAAUAUAAUUUACUGGAAAUUUCCGAGGCAAAGUGUAUUAUUUUUUUCUGAGCCAUUUUCUAUUUUACAGGUAGAGCAAGCAAAUGUUUCCGAAGGCGACCACAAUAAAUGUAUUGAUCGAGUUAGGGAACUUAUGAAAAAACAUGGCACAAGAUUUUUGGUAUGUGAUUGUCAUGUUGUUCACGAACCAAGAUGUGAAUCAACAAAAUACAUAUCAGAUAGUUGAAAAAUAGUUGCUUUGCAGACAGUACUACAGUGGACGUGUCUUAUCAGAUUAAAAUCUCUACAUUCGGGAAUACUGGAGUUGUACUUAAAAGUUGGAGUGACUGUUCAGAAUAUUUCCGAUUUUUGGGAAUGUUUUCAGAAUUUUCCAGAUUGGUAACAUCAGACACUUCCCUUGUCCCUCUUUUCUCAAAGUUUUUCUAGUAUGAAGUAUGAACAUCCACAGGAAUUUUUAACGGCAAUGGAAAAUUGA